CCGAGCGGAGCUGCGCUUCAAAACCAGCCGCGCUUUUGACAAACGGCCGCACGUCCACCGCACGCUCCAUCUCUAUUAUCAUAGGCCUGUUCUUUUUGUUUUAUUUCUUGAUACUGCUCGUGCGGGCUUGAAUCGCUUCUUUGCGCGCAAUUCCUUUUUUUUUGCCCUCCGGCCGGUAUCUACAUUUGCCUGCAGUCUUGCUUGUUGCCUUGCGCCAACGGAUCUGUCUCACCACCGUCCUAGCAUCUCGAGACGACGACCUCCCCGCGCGCCUCCCUCGCACCGGAGCACUGACGUAUACAGACUCGCCCUGGGCGCGCUUACUUCCCGUCAGUGUCUUCAUGGACGCGUCACACCAUUGACAUCUCCUAGCGGCUCUUAUCAACCGUCCCGCUCGCCCGCCGCUUCACACGUACUCAGCAUUGCGCUAUCCGCGCUCCGGCGAACAGGCGCAAAAAUGGCGGGCCACGCGUGGCUCGACUCUCUUUCGGAGGACUGGGUCUCACAGCCCCCUUCUGAGGGCCCUUCGGUCAUCGACACACCAACUCCGAGCUCACGCGCCGAUUCGCGGAACGCUGGCACGCGGCCAUCUCGAGGCUCGCCCACGACGGGGUCACCUGGUCGAAACUCAGGCGGUCGCAUCCCCCGUAUGUGCGGCAACAAGAGGUUGCCCAGCGUGUCCUUCGCGAAUAGCAGCGGAGUUCUCAGCGAGCGCAGCAUAAACAACCACAACAUUCCUGAGUCGCAACGUGGCUCUCCAGCAAAAAUCGCGGCCAUCACUCCAACGCGCGCGUCGCGGGCUGGACAGCCCAGAAAGUACCUUAGUAGAAGAUCCGUGUCAGCAUCCUCGACAAGCUCUGUUAUUCAUAACACGGUUCGGCAGAAGAAGCCUUCGGGCUUGUCGCCUGGCAAAGGCAAGGAGGACACACCAGAGUGGAGGCGGCGGCUGAUCGACGGCGAGCUCGCCUAUGGUGAACAGCGUGACCUCUUUAGCUCUGCUGCCACCGGCCUUGAGAACAUCUUCAAGCCACUACCUCCCACACCGAAGCCCCCGGUCAUCGAGGAACAGGAGGACGAGGAGGAAGAGAGCGCUGACAGAUUGCCCGUGUUUGAUACCACGGUGCCUUCAAGUCCGCCGGUCUACCGGGACAACUCCACGGUUGAAAUACACGUGGAGGACCUUUCUGUCAGCCAGUUACUGCCAGGGGAAACAAGGAGACCGACUCCUCGUCCAACAGCGGACGACAGCGCAGACCACCGCCAGCAAGGCAGCCAAGCACAGAGGUUGCUCGAGGUCAGGCAUCAGGGCCAGCCUAGCGAGGUGCUCUCAGAGGGGGGAUUUCCAGAGGAGCGGGGCGAGUUUAGGAAAGUGAGCAAUGGUAGUGUUCUCCGCAACGAGUCUUUCAGCCCAAUAUUCAUCGCGAGACGGGGUGGCGAGGACGGUCAGCCAAGCUUUGCGCCUAUGGAGGUGCCACCCAUGGAGCUACGGAAGCGCCUCGACAAGCUGCGCCUGAACCAGAUGGUGGUUGCGGACCCGACUGCGAUCCCUGAAGAUCCCGAACUUACGGCUGGGGGCAAGUCUCUCGACCCGGAGGACACCGAGGAUUAUGAAAAAAUGGGCGGCUUCAUCAACACACGAAGGGGCGGUCGGUCGGCAGAAGGAUCGUUCCGUCACCGCAUGCUCAGUCCCGAGGCGAGCGGGCCCAGCACGUCUGAAAUGUUCCUGGAGGAGUCCCUGCAGGCUAGUACCCCGAAGCAGUUCCCAACCAUACGGACAGACCACUUUCCUAGCCGCACGCAUAGUCGCAACCUCAGCCAUGACGAUAGCCCGCAGAUCCCCCAGGCACCUAACCCAAGCCCCGAAAAAGCGGCUGUUGGCACGGUCCGGGCCGGGUCAGGAAGCCCCCUGAAGCUUUUUGGCCCUUACGACACCUUCACCAACCAGACCCUCAUGCGGCGGAUCAGCCAGUUCGAGGACCAGAUGACAGAUCUGUCACGGUCGGCAGCGGACCUGGAACUCGGCGACUCGAGGCAAUCCAUGCCGCACAAGGUAUCCUUGAAAGGAACUAGACAGCCAGGUGGGCGCGACUCGUCGGCUUUCUUUGGCGAGGGUGACCUUGAUGGGUAUGAGUUCACGGAGACUUUUGCCUACCGCUCACGAGACGCGUCGGCAUUUGGGCGCCAUCAAGAGCGCCGGGGCUCCAAACACAUGGUCCAGCUUGGCCGAAGCCUCAGUUCUUCGCCCCCAGCGCAGAGCGUGCUGUUUAUCAACCGGCAACGAACUAAACUGGUCGCUACACCCCUAUCAAGAUACUCCACCAGGCUUCAAGGCGAAGACUCGGACACGCCUGGCCAGCGCGAGAUGGGGUCCGACGGCAAGCGCCCAAGGAACUCUCCUAUCAAGGAUCCGACACCGAAGCGGCGACGGACCCUGCACAGGUCCGAUGUUUCGUAUGUUGAAUCUUCCCCGCCGGCAGUCGAGUCAGUCCAGUCGACGCACAGGACGAUGCAGUCAAUCAUGGGCAGAAAGAGGAAAAAUACUGUGGAUGGCAGCCCCAGGCGACCGGCCGGACUCGAAAUGUUAGCAAACCGACAGGUUUUGCGCCCUCGCUCGCCUACCCCCAGCCAGAGGUCGUCAGUGCGGCGGGAUCGCAAGCCUUUCGUUGAGGAGGUGGCAGACUACUCUGGAGUGGGAGACGAGGAGAGCGUCAUUGUUCAGAGGACUGAGUCGCGCCUAAACCUCAUGCGUCCUGGAGACGCAACUGAUGCGGACCGCAAACCUUCCAUCAAGACGGAGGACUUCCUCAACGAAGCCAACAAAAUCAUGGCCAUGAUCCGCAACGCAGGCCCUCGCAGUGGACUGACAAGCGUGGAGGAGUCGGACGAGGAGAACGGGCAGCGAGAAGACGGCGAAGACUCGUUCCAGGAGUCGACGAGAGAACCAUUUUCGAGACCUCCGAGCCGAGACGGGCCUCCCCUGCCAAGGGCCACGGUCAAGCAGGUGGACCCAGAGGUUCUGGCGCGGCUGCGCAAGUAUGAGGAGAAGAGCGACAUCGGCGACAUCAUCGGGUCCUCGGUGCGGUCGCUAGGGCUCGCUCAAGAUGUCAUUCGCACGCUGAAGGAGGCCGAGCAGCAGCUCCAGCACAGCGUUGCCCGGGGACCUGGGCGAUUGGAGCUGCACUCGGACGAGGUCAUCUCGGAUCCUCCCAACAUCCGGAUCAGCCGUAACCCCAGCUCUAAUCACGGCCAGGCCGGCGAUGGCUAUGCGACGCAGGGGUCGGUGUCAUCGUGGGGCUACUCUACUGGACGAUCGAUCCCGACGGGCUCUUCGCGCGGGUCUGACACCCGCAAGACGAUCGCGCCGCAGACCAUCUCGCACCUUAUCCCGGACCAGGUUGGAAACAUGGUCCUCGACCGUGAGCGCAACGUGUGGGUCAAGAACAAGACCCCACAGGCCGUCAAGCCCCAGCCUCGACCGGCAAACGCGCUGCCGUCGGACGCCUUGAGCGAGGAGGACCCUUUUGCCGACAUUCCCGACCUGAGCGUAGACAUGACGCUCGAGAUGCAGCGCAUCCGCAUCCAGAACGCUCUCGAGAGGUCCAGCCGCGAACGCAUCCCGCUGAGCGAGCAGCUCUCGUCGCCCGCGUCCGCCGUAAUGCCCAGGUCGGUCACGGCCGAGGUGUCAGACGAGUCGAGUACGCAACCCCCUGAAUCCAGCCCCGUGUCAGCGAAGCAGCUGGACCAGCAACUCACGACGCCGGGUCCAUCUGGCGGUAGACGGGCAAAGCAGGUGGCUGGUGAGGAGGCUGGGGGCGAUAUCGAGCAUGAAAUCGGGCUUGACGAGGGCCGUGGGGUGCGUGCUGGGUCGUCGUCCAAAAAGCGCAACCUCACCAUCACGUUCUCGUCGCCUGUGGCUUCGAUAAUCCAGGAUGUGAUUGCAGACGGCUCGACCAGUGAGGAGGGCGAUCUCCACGAGUGGUCGCUCGCAAGCGUCUGCAGAGACUCGCUGCAGCGGGGGCGGUACACGGCACCAGCCCCCACAGGUACUCCAGCUGGCAGGGGUCGUGGCAGGGUGGUCUCGCGCGGCCAAUCACAGGCCCCUGUCAAGCAGGUGUCACUGCGUCGUGGCAGCCAGGGUUUCGUUCCCCGCCCAGUGUCCCGGAUUGACGAACAGGACGAGCACAGCCGGUCCGACGCAGGGCUGCCCGAGAAUCACGUCGACGCCAACGGCGCCGCCCAAGAGGCGGUGGAGGGCGAGGAGCACGGACAGCCGCAGAACCAGCUUAGCAUUCUGCCUGACGACAGCAUCGUGCUCCACAGCAACCCGGCUGCCGGCCAGCACCGCCAGGCCAGCCUCAGCUUCGUGCUGCAUACUCCGGCGCGCCCCUAUGCCGCCUACCAGCCCGGCACCGCUGCUGUUCUCAAUCACUAUGUCGGCAACCUGUCACUGAGCCCCAUGUCCGACUUUACCGCGCACCAUGGCGAGCAGUCGGCCGUCCUCGAGGCCAGCUACGUCGUCGGCAACAAGCGCUACGUCACGGGCGACGGCCCUGCUCGCGUCCUGUCACAGAGCCUUGCCGACCUGGUCUCGUGCCUCUCCGAGUUCGAGCCCUUCGAGCCCUAUUGGGAGGACCUGACGGAGCUGGAGCUUGUCGACAAGAAGCUUUCCAGCCUUCACAAGCUCAGCGACUUCUGCGGGCAUAUCGUCCACCUCGACAUCACCAAGAACUCGAUCAGCAAUCUGAGCGGCGUCCCCGACUCGGUGCGCUUCCUUCAGGCUGCACACAACCAGCUGUCUGAUCUUACCGCCUGGGGCGCGCUGAUAAACCUCCAACACCUCGACGUCUCCAACAACGACCUUAGGACGGUCUCUGGGUUGAGCCAGCUGGUUCACCUGCGCGAGCUCAAAGCCGACAACUGCAACCUGGCCAGCCUGGACGGUCUCGGAUGCCACGAGGGCCUACAGAAGCUGCGCGCAAGGGGAAACCACAUCGAGGAGCUUGACUUUGAGCACUCCAAGAUGCGCAGCCUGACAGAGCUGGAUCUAGAAGGCAGCGGCAUCAGGAGGAUCACGCACAUUGAGCACCUCACGUCCCUCACCCUUCUGAAGCUCCAGAAGAACAAGCUCGACCAAUUCGAGAUCGCUAGCGGCAAGACGUUUCAAUCGUUGACGGACCUCCACAUCACCGACAACGAGGUCAUGACACUUGAUGUCAGCCCCCUGCCGAUGCUCAAAAGACUUUUCGCUGAUAGGAACCGGCUGCAUACGAUCACGGGCUUUACUAGAGCGUUCCGUCUCGAUACCCUGUCGCUCCGUGAACAGCGGGGAUCUCAGUCGCUGGACACGUCAUUCCUUGGAAGCGCGUGCGAGGUGCGCAAGCUGUUCCUCUCGGGCAACAUGCUCGGCACGUUUGAGCCGCCCAUCAGUUUCCUAAACCUGCAGGUGCUGGAGCUGGCCAACUGCGGCCUGAUGGAGCUGCCAGCAAGAUCGUCGGAGCUACUGCAGAACCUGCGCAAGCUCAAUGUCAACUUCAACGCCAUCUCGUCCCUUGGGUGCCUCGCAGACAUCCCCAGGCUCAAGAAGAUCUCGGCCGCAGGGAACCGGAUUCGUAACGUGGUUCGCACGCAAAAAGCCGUCAGCCGCAUGGUGAGCCUCAGGGAGCUAGACCUACGCGGCAACCCUACGACGAUAGGAUUCUAUGCUCCAGCCAACAACGCGCCAAACUCGAACCCCGAAGCACGCGAUGCUAAUGGCGAGGCUCUCGGUCCGUUCGCCAUGGCUCCUGCUGAUAUGGAGCUGGACUCGACGUACCGCAGCCGGCUCGACAUGCAGACCCUGAAGCAACGGCGUGUGUAUGAACUCAUGUGGAUAAGCAGCACUAAGGCUUUGCGAAUGCUUGACGGGUUGCCCCUGGAUCGCGGAGUGCUCCGGCUCAGGGACUCGGUUUGGAACACGCUCAUCGCGGAAAACUUCCUGACUCCGGACCUGCUUGCUCUGCUGGAGCGGCAAGCAGCGACGCAGCAAUCGCCGCCUUCGUCUCCUCGCAGGCGCGUGGACAUAUCCAGCUCGGCUUCGGUCACAGCCAGCAAUGGCAGCAGCAGGAGCCGCCAAACAACUACGACGACGGCUACGACGACGACUACGACGAACUCGACCCGCGAGAGUACGACGCGCGAGAGACGCAAGGCCGAGCUCUCGGCCACAAGAUCAGCGAGCAAAACAAGGGGCCCAGACAAGAUGGAAAACCGGCCGCUGUCACGAGCGUCCAGCCAGGGUCGGGACCAACCCCAGAGUGCCAGCUUCGGCCAGAACUCCAAGCGACGCAACGAUUCGAGCACUCUCAGCUCGGAAGGAUCGUCGACUAUCAAGCUUGACUCUUCACGGCUCGAGCGUACCAGGCCUCUAGCAGCUUCUGUUAGGACGGUCGAGGACGAAAAGGACAGCUACGUUCCUCGCAGCAUGCGCCGGGGCGAGCUAACAUGGAUGGCAGAGAAUAGCUUUGCAUGAUACGACAUACUGGUCUUUUUAUUUCUAUUCUUGCUGGUAUUCCCAUUUGAUUCUUUGUACCAACACCUGGGCGUUUUUUCCGUGUCUUUUUUUGAUUCGGUUUUUGAUACGACGGCUCUUUUUGGAGCUGGGCGCAUGGAAAAAGGGAUGUGGGGUAAUGACGGGGCCAACAAGGCAGGCGAGGCAGCCGCUGGGCGGGAUUUUGAAUUGCGUUAAAGCAUGCGAAGUAUGGUGUAUUGAAAUGUACGAUAUGGGGUAUGGCCAACACGCAUGUCAGAUCGGGGUGUGGUUGAAAAGAGCUUUUCAAACGAAUAAUGAGCAUCAAUCCAUUCAUCAAGGUUGUUCGAGG
This is a messenger RNA of Gaeumannomyces tritici R3-111a-1, 6857 nucleotides long. RefSeq names its product leucine-rich repeat-containing protein 23. Bases 458 to 6508 code for a protein of 2016 amino acids. Gene Ontology annotation, molecular function: protein binding. The record is from RefSeq and is a predicted model, not a curated record. Lineage: Eukaryota; Fungi; Ascomycota; Sordariomycetes; Magnaporthales; Magnaporthaceae. The transcript has a single exon.